Messenger RNA from Elaeis guineensis (African oil palm), 987 nucleotides. The record is from RefSeq and is a predicted model, not a curated record. NCBI's taxonomy places the organism in Eukaryota, Viridiplantae, Streptophyta, Magnoliopsida, Arecales, Arecaceae.
AUGGCAAUGGGAGGAGCAGAGUAUUUGAAGUGUAAGGACCCCAAGCAACCACUAAAUGUUCGAAUAAACGACCUACUAAGCCGGAUGACUCUGGCUGAGAAGAUUGGUCAGAUGUCACAAAUUGCAAUGGAAAAUGCAACAUCUGAAGUCAUUAAUAAAUAUUUCAUAGGUAGUGUAGUGAGUGGGGCUGGUAGUGUGCCUGCUCCUAAAGCUUCUCUAGAAGCUUGGGUAAAUAUGGUAAAUGAAAUGCAGAAGGCUGCUCUUUCUACCCGUCUGGGAAUUCCCAUGAUCUAUGGCAUUGAUGCUGUUCAUGGUCACCAUAAUGUCUAUAAAGCUACAAUUUUCCCACAUAAUAUUGGUCUUGGAGCUACCAAAGAACCAGCACUUGUGAAGAGAAUUGGUGCUGCAACUGCUCUUGAAGUGAGAGCAACAGGCAUUCCUUAUGUUUUUGCUCCAUGUCUUGCGGUUUGUAGAGAUCCAAGAUGGGGUCGCUGCUAUGAAAGCUUCAGUGAAGAUACAAAAAUUGUCCAAGAAAUGACAGAAAUCAUCCCUGGCCUACAAGGAGAAAUUCCGGCAAAUUCUCGCAAAGGAGUUCUCUUCGUUGCUGGACUUUGGAAUGGAGUGAAAAUGCAUGCUAACCAUUACCUAGUGACAGACUUUCUCAAAAACAAGCUCCAUUUCAGGGGUUUUGUAAUAUCAGAUUGGCAAGGUGUUGACAGCAUUACCAGUCCUCAACAUGCUAAUUACUCGUAUUCAAUACAAGCAGGAGUUCAUGCUGGCAUUGACAUGGUAAUGAUUCCCUAUGACUACGCAGAGUUCAUUGAUGAUCUCACAUACCAAGUCAAAAACAACAUCAUCCCCGUGAGCCAAAUAGAUGAUGCUGUAAGAAGGAUCCUUCGGGUCAAGUUCACCAUGGGUCUCUUUGAAAAGCCUUAUGCCGAUCUUAGCUUAGCUGAUGAGCUCAGGAAGAAGACAAACUACUACUAG